Messenger RNA from Pyricularia oryzae 70-15, 3157 nucleotides. RefSeq names its product galactosyltransferase. Bases 628 to 2253 code for a protein of 541 amino acids. Gene Ontology annotation, biological process: protein N-linked glycosylation. Gene Ontology annotation, cellular component: Golgi membrane. NCBI's taxonomy places the organism in Eukaryota, Fungi, Ascomycota, Sordariomycetes, Magnaporthales, Pyriculariaceae. The record is from RefSeq and is a predicted model, not a curated record. The transcript is spliced from 5 exons. Gene Ontology annotation, molecular function: glycosyltransferase activity.
GUUCACCCUAACUAGCCCCGUCCGAACACAUCACAAGAAAAAAAAACCCCCGUACCUGACGGGAUCCUGGCCGCAUCCACUGACGGUCAAUGACAGCUGCAUAAAACUACCAACAGUCGAAUUGAAAGACAUACAACGAAAGAAGAUAUUCGCAAGGAAACUAUUUUUUUUUUUUCGAUCAACAACAAACAGCAAAGCAACCGCAAUUUGAGACUCGGAAUCUCCGCAUCCCCCCUUUUUUCGUCCAAUUUAUUCCAAAGUGGCGUCAAAUAGGUAAGGGGAGAAGGGAACCCCUUGGCUCGUCCCGGUCCCAAAACGGGGGGUCAGGUUCCACAUCCGAGUUCACCUCCUCAUAAUUAUUCCGACCCUUCUAUUUUUUUCUUUUUUACCCUUUUUUUUCGUUACGCUGCAAGCCAUCGACAGAGAGCGCCCGCCCGUCCCGUGCGAGCGCCUCCGCCUGCAUAGCCCGCCGCCGUACACUAUUCAUUCCAUUUUUUUUUCUCCUUCGGAAACUUCCAGGGACCCAAUCGACACUCGGCUCCGAAAUCAAGGGAAAAAAAAGGGCCGCUCGGUCUCUUCCUUGCUUUUUUGUGAUCUUACCGAUCUCAACAUCCAAACUCGGUGACAAUGGCCUACUCUAAUUCGCCAGGCUCGUCCUCGUCGUCUUCGUUUGGCGACCGGCCUGCUCGAUCCCACCAUCGACGACGUUCCUCGACAUCAAAUAUCGCCAUCAAUGGCCCUCCGCCUUCGACACAGCUUUUGAACGUGACUGGUCUCGGUAUUCACAGCCGCCACCCCACUCUGCUGUCGCCCAUUCCAGGCACCCCAAGCGAUCCGGAAAUGUCACCGUCACGAACUCCAUCACCAGUUCCCGGUGGAGGCUGGUCCAGCCCCGGGCUCAACAGCGGUAGAUCCAGCCCCUCGAGGGGUGUGGCUGGAAGCACAGGCGGCCACAGUCCCAUAAUAUGGGAGGGUUCCCGGGUGAACCAGAACGGCGGCUCCGGUAAGGGCGGUCCGUCGUCUGGCUUCAGGGCGACGAAUGCGGGCACCAACCAGCGCGGCAUAAUGGGUCACGUUCGCAGGCUGUCAUCUGGUCUUCCCAUGUGGAACAACGGCAAGACCGUGAAGUCGGCAUAUAGCAACAAGGACAAGGGUGCGGGUCAGAAGUGGUACAACCCCAACAGGCUUCCGUUGGUGGCCCGGGCAAGAAGGGGCUACGCGAGGAUGAACAGGACGGCCAAGACCGUUCUUUGGGCUUUGGUGCUGCUGGGCCUUUGUCUUUACGUCUUUUACCAUUCUCCACUCGUGUAUCAUUGGAGGAGAUCUUCAAUGCUCGGCGGUGGUGAGAAGGUUGUCAUCAUCCUCGCAGCCAACAUUGGCGGAGGCGUCAUGGAGUGGAAGGGAGCUCGGGAGUGGGCGAUCGAGAGAGACAGCGUUCGCAACAAGAAGAAGUAUGCCGCCACUUGGGGCUACGAUCUUGAGAUUGUCGACAUGAGCACCAAGAAGCGAUAUGCUCACGAGUGGCGUGAGAGCUGGGAAAAGGUUGACUUUAUGAGGAGCUGCAUGAAGAAAUACCCCAAGGCUGAGUGGUUCUGGUGGUUGGACCUCAACACCUAUGUCAUGGAGCCCUCUUACUCUCUUCAAGAACACAUCUUCGACAACCUUCAGCAGCACGUCUACCGCGAUAUCAACGAGUACAACCCCCUGAACAUCACCCAUCCUCCCAACGACCCGUUCCUCGACGAGGAGUCCCGCAGCGCCGUGGGUGAUGGUCGGCCCGAGUCGGUCAACCUGAUCCUCUCGCAGGACUGCUCGGGCUUCAACCUGGGCUCCUUCUUCAUGCGACGGAGUGAUUGGACAGACCGCCUGCUCGACGUGUGGUGGGACCCGGUCGCCUACGAGCAAAAGCACAUGGAGUGGGCACACAAGGAGCAGGAUGCCCUGGAGCAGCUGUACGUUGCCCUUCCGUGGGUCCGCAAGCACACUGGAUUCCUCCCGCAACGCAUGAUCAACAGCUUCCCGUCGGGCGCCUGUUCCGACAAGGGCCCGGACACGCGCAUCCACUACGACCAGAAGGACCGAGACUUUGUGGUCAACAUGGCCGGCUGUGAGUGGGGUCGUGACUGCUGGGGAGAGAUGUACCACUACCGUGAGCUGAGCUACUACCUCAAUCGAACCUGGUGGGAGCGUUUCAAGGAGGACCUCCUCUGCGCCAUCUGGUUCAAGCUCACCGGUCAGAAGGUCAAGUUCUGAGCUCAGUAAGCCGACGACAUAUUUACGGCAAGGGGAACCGUGCGGACAAAGCAACGCCGACACAGCCAGUCUGUGUGGGCUUCUAUUCUCUCAACAAGGCUGUUCUUUUUACUUCAUUGAACUUUGCAGACCGUGGGUUUCUGCCUUGCUAUACCAUCUACAGAAGAUGACCAAGUAUGGGAAGGAAACCUAUUCGAUUCUCAUUGCGUUGGUACACGCAUAAAACUGCCUUGAUUCUUAUUUUUCAAUUCUCAACCAUUGAUCUCACCAAAACCAUCCCUACACUGGAUGGUGCGUGGAAGAAGUGGUUGAGGUCUUGAUUCGGUUUCAAUCAUCCCUGACCACUUUAUUUUGGAGGUUUCAUUUUUAUUUCCUCACUCUCCCUACCUCCACAAGAUCAUCCCGAGGGUGCUGGAUGAUCAACGACAUGGAGGAUGGAGAACGAAAAAGGAGUUAAUGUGUAACACGUUGUGCAUUGUAUGGAGUUAUAUAUUUUUUUACCCAAGAGAUUCAUGUUUCUCUUUUGCUUUUUAUGUAUGAUCUCAAAGGGAGGCUAGGCUUGCGGCAUUUUUUUGUUAAAUCUUUUGCUACUUACUGUAUUCACUUCCCCAGUCUACAGACUCAGUCAUGUUGAUUCUUUGCAGAUUUGGAGUCUUUUUUUCUUCUUCAUCUGUCUCUGAACAAAGAUGCUUGCAUUUCCAUGGAGGAGAGAGUUCAAAUACUGAACUAUACCAAGACAUAGACCACAAAGAUCGGGUCAUCAAAUGGCAUUUACAAGGGAUUCAGACGAGUCACUAUUUUUAUUAUUGUUAAUGGUCUCGCUGUCAUCCAGAGGGACGAGAACGAUCACAAAACACAGCUUUGGCAAAUGCGAGUUGAACGUUGUCCCGAUACGGCUUGGGGG